Messenger RNA from Marmota flaviventris (yellow-bellied marmot), 1934 nucleotides. Lineage: Eukaryota; Metazoa; Chordata; Mammalia; Rodentia; Sciuridae. The record is from RefSeq and is a predicted model, not a curated record.
UAGCGCCGGCGCACUGCGUCGGUCACAGGCUGGCUACUGCGGUGUGGUCCUCGUUUCCCUGAGUGUUUGACCGGGAGACAGGAAAAUGGUGCUGGAUCUGGAUUUGUUUCGGGUGGAUAAAGGAGGGGACCCAGCCCUCAUCCGAGAGACUCAGGAGAAGCGCUUCAAGGACCCGGGUCUAGUAGAUCAGCUGGUGAAGGCAGACAGCGAGUGGCGACGAUGUAAGUACCGGGAUGCGCAGGGCUCUGGUGGCGCAAGGUCCCUUCUGCGCGUGCUCAAUGCUGACCGCUGCCAAAGCGGCUGGAAAGGAGCGCGGCGCAUGCGCAUCAAGAGCUGUCAAACCUCCCUGCUUCUCCGAUAUAUGAAAAAAGAGCCAGUGGGAGAUGAUGAGUCUGUUCCAGAGAAUGUGUUAAAUUUUGAUGACCUCACUGCAGACACUUUAGCUAACCUGAAAGUCUCACAAAUCAAAAAAGUCCGACUCCUCAUUGACGAAGCCAUCCUGAAGUGUGAUGCAGAGAGAAUAAAACUGGAAGCAGAGAGGUUUGAGAACCUCAGAGAGAUUGGGAACCUUCUGCACCCUUCUGUGCCCAUCAGUAAUGAUGAGGAUGCAGACAAUAAAGUAGAGAGAAUUUGGGGUGAUUGUACCGUCAGGAAGAAAUACUCUCAUGUGGACCUGGUGGUGAUGGUAGAUGGCUUUGAAGGAGAAAAGGGAGCCGUGGUGGCUGGGAGUCGAGGAUACUUCCUGAAGGGGGUCCUGGUGUUCCUGGAACAGGCACUUAUCCAGUAUGCCCUCCGCACCCUGAGAAAUCGGGGAUACACUCCCAUUUACACCCCAUUUUUCAUGAGGAAGGAGGUCAUGCAGGAGGUGGCACAGCUCAGCCAGUUUGACGAAGAACUUUAUAAGGUGAUUGGCAAAGGCAGUGAGAAGUCUGAUGACAACUCCUAUGAUGAGAAAUACCUGAUUGCCACCUCAGAGCAGCCCAUCGCUGCUCUCCACCGGGACGAAUGGCUGCGGCCAGAGGAUCUGCCCAUCAAGUAUGCUGGCCUGUCUACCUGCUUUCGCCAGGAGGUUGGCUCCCAUGGUCGUGACACCCGUGGCAUCUUUAGAGUCCAUCAAUUUGAGAAGAUUGAGCAGUUUGUAUACUCAUCACCCCAUGACAACAAGUCAUGGGAGAUGUUUGAAGAGAUGAUUGCUACCGCCGAAGAGUUCUAUCAGUCUUUGGGGAUCCCUUACCACAUAGUGAAUAUUGUCUCAGGUUCUUUGAAUCAUGCUGCCAGUAAGAAGCUCGACUUGGAGGCCUGGUUUCCAGGCUCAGGAGCCUUCCGAGAGUUAGUUUCCUGUUCUAAUUGCACAGAUUAUCAGGCCCGCCGGCUCCGAAUUAGAUACGGGCAGACCAAGAAGAUGAUGGACAAGGUGGAGUUUGUCCACAUGCUCAAUGCUACAAUGUGUGCCACUACCCGUACCAUCUGCGCCAUCCUGGAGAACUACCAGACAGAGAAGGGCAUUGUUGUGCCCGAAAAAUUGAAGGAAUUCAUGCCACCAGGACUCCAAGAACUGAUCCCCUUUGUGAAGGCUGCACCCAUUGACCAGGAGCCUUCAAAGAAGCAGAAGAAGCAACACGAGGGCAGCAAAAAGAAAGCGGCAGCCAGAGAUGUUGCCCUGGAAAGCCGGCUGCAGAACCUGGAGGUCACCGAUGCCUGAACAUUCAUUCCUUCUUCCUGGUUUGCUGGGCUUCAUUUCUGUCAGCUGGGAUCUCAGAGCCUGCCAGAGCAGGAGCUGAGCACCCUCUCAUCACCCUGUCCCAUCUGACUGCACAGCUGCAAGGGGAACUGUCUGCCAUGUACAGUGCAGGCACCUUGUCUCCUUGCAUGGGCACAGGGUCUACCACUGACUGGUAAAACCAUAUAAUAAAGCAUCACUGGGGAGGGCUUCA